AUGUUGCCGCAGACUCGAAACAUUCAUGAGAAUUUCUUGAGCGACCAAAGGGUGCGUUCCCCUGGAUUACUACUACAACUGGGAAUUGAAUAUCAUUACGCUCAUACUCGUAAACUACUUCCCUAUUCCUACCAUUCCCUCAACCAGUUGUGUAAAGUAUUAAAAUUGGAAAUGAAUGGCGGUAGAAGUCGUGAAAGAAAUGAUGUCAUCCACUAUAUAAAUGACUUUUUGAGGUUUACGUUGGUCCGGUUUUUUUUUAAAUCGAAUGAUAAGAUUGUUAUAUCAUCUGCGAAUGUUAUGCAGCCUUGA
Necator americanus (New World hookworm) is the source of this 309-nucleotide messenger RNA. RefSeq lists its product as uncharacterized. Bases 1 to 309 code for a protein of 102 amino acids. The transcript has 4 exons. NCBI's taxonomy places the organism in Eukaryota, Metazoa, Nematoda, Chromadorea, Rhabditida, Ancylostomatidae. The record is from RefSeq and is a predicted model, not a curated record.